AUGGUAUCAUCAUUGUACCCAUCAACACCCAGCACCAUGAUGUACAUCAUUGUCAGUGUGUACCUGAUAAGUUUACUUCUGAGACCAGGAUAUGCACCAGAGCAGUACCUGUAUCCUCAGUCAGAUGGACAGAGGACUGCACGUCUGGUUGGCAAAACAUCCAAGGCGGGACGUCUGGAGAUAAAGUUCAAUAGAGAGUGGAUCGGAGUGAGUUACAAAACUUUUACACCGCAGGAGGCGCAGGCUGUCUGCAGGAUGUUAGGAUUCAACAGCUCAAAAUCUGCAGCUGUGGUACCAUACGUGUUCGGAGCAGAUUCAGGUUUUCGAUAUGAAUACUUGAAUUGUAAGGAACCGGCUACCAGCUUUGAAGAGUGCGAGUUUGGAGAAAUAAGAGAUUUGUUACCGCGGGGUGAAGAUUGGGGGGCGACUACAGAUGUCGGUGUCAUGUGUGACGUCAGUAACGCUAGUGAGCCAAUGAAAGCCCGUCUGGUUAACGGGACAUCUGAGGCUGGGCGACUAGAGAUUUUUUCAAAAGGAGAAUGGGGAAUAGUGUGUGGCGAGACUUUUGGAAAGGAAGAGGCGGAGGUUGCUUGCAAAAUGCUAGCGUUCAAUGGCACUGGAGCAAGAGUUGUCCAUGCAGACAUAUUUGGGCCAAGUUCAGGUUUCGUUCUUCUCAGUUACGUGAACUGCACGGGAACAGAAAAAAACUCUGGAACAGUGUCUUCACAAUGGUUUCGUACCUGCAGAGAGCUCCGAGGGGUGUACCUGGCAGACAAGACAAACGGGGGUCUUCGCUGUGUACCUGAAGGACAAGAGGAAGGGAAGUCAGCGCUGGAGCGCCUCACAGGGCCAGAGGUCUACCUGUAG
Pomacea canaliculata is the source of this 867-nucleotide messenger RNA. RefSeq names its product neurotrypsin-like. Bases 1 to 867 code for a protein of 288 amino acids. The record is from RefSeq and is a predicted model, not a curated record. The transcript has 7 exons. Gene Ontology annotation, cellular component: membrane. Lineage: Eukaryota; Metazoa; Mollusca; Gastropoda; Architaenioglossa; Ampullariidae.